This is a messenger RNA of Gasterosteus aculeatus aculeatus (three-spined stickleback), 1590 nucleotides long. RefSeq names its product phosphatidylcholine transfer protein (gene pctp). NCBI's taxonomy places the organism in Eukaryota, Metazoa, Chordata, Actinopteri, Perciformes, Gasterosteidae. Gene Ontology annotation, molecular function: phosphatidylcholine intramembrane carrier activity; phosphatidylcholine binding. The record is from RefSeq and is a predicted model, not a curated record.
CGCGGUUGUCUUGUGACAGCAGGGACAUCAGCCGUCAUGUCGUCGCGGUUUACAGAUGUGGAGUUCCAGAGCGCGUGGAGGGAGCUGGAUGAGCCGCAGCUGGAGGGGGGGUGGGAGCUCUUCGUGGAGGCGAUGGGGGUCACCAUCUAUCGGCUGCUCGACAAGGGAUCUCAACUUUAUGAGUACAAAGUCUUCGGCGUGCUCGCCACCACCGCAGAGCUGUGUGCAGAUGUCUACAUGGACUUGGCCUAUCGGAAACAUUGGGAUAAAUAUGUGAAAGAGCUCUAUGAGAAGGACUUCAGCGGACAGACUGCGAUCUACUGGGAGGUCAAAUACCCAUUUCCUCUGUCCAACCGAGACUACGUGUACGUGAGGGAGCGCCGAGACCUGGACGUGGACGGCAGGAAGAUCAGCGUGAUCAUGGCCCGCAGCGCGCCCGAGGUACCGUGCGCGGAGCUGAGCGGCGUGCUGCGCGUGAAAGACUACAAGCAGAGCGUCGCCCUGGAGAGCGACGGGGGCUCCGGGACGAAAGUUUUCCUGAACUACUUCGAUAACCCCGGCGGCAGCAUCCCAACCUGGCUGGUGAACUGGGCCGCCAAGACCGGGGUUCCUGGUUUCUUGACAGAGAUGCAGAAGGCCUGCAGCAAAUACAGCGACUACUGCGAGAAGAAGUGACCCCUCGAUGCUGCGUGAGCUCAUUCCACCCCUCCAUACAGGGAGGGAGGUACGGGGGGGAGGGGGCGUGGAGGAUGGCGUAGGCUGCUACUUUGUCCUCGCAGCACGCCGUUGACUCAGGCAUGAGGUGCCUGACUCCCUCACCACCAGGCUGCUGUGGAAUAAAUUUGGUUUCAUUGUACCGUAUCAAUCAAUACAGUGGCGUCACUCUUUGUCUUGAGCCUUUUUAAUAAAAAUACAAAUCAAUGAAUAUAUUAUAUUAUUAUUACUACGUCAGAACAAUGAUUUGUUUAAAAAAACAGCUGGGGAUCUAUUUUCUAAGUCUUGAUUUAAAUUGUCUUCUCUGAGUACUACAACAAACUCUAAAUAUAUGUACUCCAAAAAAUGUAUUUCACCAAUUUCCACGGAUGGAAAAAGAGAGAGUAAAUACAAAUGUAGUCCCCGUCUGUUUUAAAGAAGAUUUUUCAGCAGAAAAUCAACAGCGGAAAGAAAACUAUUCAUCAUUGUUCACUUUAUUUUUUCUCACUUGCCUCUCAGGGCUUUCUUUUAAUUGAUUCAUGUCAUAGACGUUUAUGUAUGCUACUGUAUGUUUUGAUCAGUGGAAUCUUCCUCACUGUUCAUUUUAAUUCACAGAAUUAAUCAAUUAGUUUUAAUUAAGGGAAAAAGACAAAUCUGUACUUGGGGAGGAAUGUUGCCUGAUGAAUUUCUUAUGAUCAAUUUUCAUGUGUUCAUUGCUUUAUGAUACUCAAUGCUGAUUUAUUACGGGUGAAAAUGGUCAAAGGUGCCGCUUAUCUGAGAUGUACUGUAUAGAUUCAGGCUGUACAUUUUUACUCAGGUCAUGAUAAAAAAAAACUAACUAUUACUGUGUAAUAUUCCUGUGUUAUUGAAAAUAAUAAACUUUCCUUCUACACAGAA